CCCAUGGCUUCAAUUCAUUUCUCAACGAUCAAUCAAUCAGCAAAAAUCCAAGAAAAAGCUUCCUCGCAUUGCCCAUUUGCCUUCUAAAAAAUCACCCAGUCCAGCGAAAACGCCAUGGAGGACGACUUCGAGUUCCCAACAGGCAGCAACAUGGAAGAAGAUGUGAUGGACAUCCGGAAGACGAAGACCCAGUUAACCCAGUCUCAAAGUUGGAGAGGAGAAAGAGAUUGGGAAGAAUGGUUUGAAGAAGAAGCUGGUUAAGGAAGGUGAAGGUUGGGAGCAUCCUAAAACUGGCGAUGAAGUUGAAGUGCAUUAUACUGGAACUUUGCUUGAUGGAACCAAGUUCGAUUCCAGCCGUGAUAGAGGGACUCCAUUCAAGUUCAAGCUUGGCCUAGGACAAGUAAUUAAAGGCUGGGACGAGGGUAUCAAAACGAUGAAGAAAGGAGAAAACGCCAUUUUCACUAUACCUCCCGAGUUGGCUUAUGGUGAAUCUGGUUCACCACCGACAAUUCCUCCAAACGCGACUCUUCAAUUCGAUGUCGAGUUGCUUACUUGGAUGAGCGAAAAGGACAUAUGCAAAGAUGGGGGAAUCUUGAAGAAGAUACUUGUGGAAGGGGAAAGCUGGGAGAAUCCAAAAGAUUUGGAUGAAGUAUUUGUUAAGUACGAAGCUUGUUUAGAAGAUGGUACACUGAUUUCGAAAUCGGAUGGCGUCGAAUUCACUGUCGGAGAUGGCUAUUUCUGCCCGGCAAUGGUGAAGGCGGUGAAGACGAUGAAGAAAGGGGAGAAGGUCUUGUUGACAGUGAAGCCACAAUAUGCAUUCGGCGAGGGCGGUAAGCCGGCGGAUGGCGGGGAAUGUGAAGUUCCUCCCAACUCAACCCUUCGUAUAACUCUCGAGUUGGUUUCUUGGAAGAGUGUUUCGGAUGUCACGAAAGACAAGAAAGUCUUGAAAAAGAUUUUGAAAGAGGGAGAGGGUUACGAGCGACCGAAUGACGGAGCGGUGGUUCGAGUGAAAUUGGUCGGGAAGCUACCGAACGGGACGAUCUUUGCGAGAAAAGGCUAUGAUAAAGAGCCGCUCGAGUUCAAAAUCGAUGAAGAACAAGUAAUUGAUGGCCUUGACAAAGCCGUGAAGACCAUGAAGAAAGGAGAAAAUGCGCUUAUCACCAUUCAGCCGGAAUAUGCUUUUGGUUCAUCUGAAUCACAGCAAGAGUUGGCUGUAGUUCCGGCUAAUUCAACUGUUUAUUACGAGGUGGAGAUGAUCUCGUUCGUCAAGGAGAAAGAAUCAUGGGAUAUGAGUACACCGGAAAAGAUUGAAUCUGCCGGGAAGAAGAAAGAAGAAGGGAAUGCAUUGUUCAAAGCCGGUAAAUACGAGAGAGCAUCUAAAAGAUAUGAGAAGGCUGCUAAGCUCAUAGAAUAUGACUCAUCUUUCAGCGAGGAAGAGAAGAAGCAGACUAAGUCGCUGAAAGUAACUUGCAACCUUAACAAUGCGGCUUGCAAACUGAAACUCAAAGAUUACAAGCAGGCCGAGAAAUUGUGUACCAAGGUGUUGGAGCUUGAUAGCAGGAAUGUGAAAGCUCUAUACAGGAGGACUCAAGCAUAUAUUCAACUCGUUGAUCUCGAUUUGGCUGAAGCGGAUAUAAAGAAGGCCUUGGAGAUCGACCCUGACAACAAGGAUGUGAAACUGGAGUACCGAAUCUUAAAGGAGAAAAUCAAGGAAUGCAACAAGAAGGAUGCUCAAUUUUACGGUAACAUAUUCGCUAAGAUGAACAAGAGGGCAAAACAAGAGGUGGCACCCAUGGCCAUCGACAGCAAGGCAUGAUAACACGAGUUCCAAUUUGCUUAUUGUCAAAUAUUAGAGAGAUCUGCAAGUUGAUCAUGGGGGUGUUUGUAUGAUCUAGAUGAUGGUAUACGCAAUGAACAGUCAUGUAUGAUGAUCUUGAUCAGAUUGGAAUGUAUCUAAUAAAGUAAUGAUAUGUGUUUUAA
Hibiscus syriacus is the source of this 1980-nucleotide messenger RNA. Its product is annotated as peptidyl-prolyl cis-trans isomerase FKBP65-like. The record is from RefSeq and is a predicted model, not a curated record. NCBI's taxonomy places the organism in Eukaryota, Viridiplantae, Streptophyta, Magnoliopsida, Malvales, Malvaceae. The coding region runs from base 434 to 1816 and encodes 460 amino acids. Gene Ontology annotation, molecular function: protein binding; peptidyl-prolyl cis-trans isomerase activity. The transcript has 11 exons.